UGCAUGGAGUUUUGCUGAAACUGCUGCGGAAACUACUGGGUGCGUUGACAGCCUACUUAUCCUUUGGUUGAACACCUCCCCAGUUCUGCUCAGUUGUGACUUUUCUCCUUCCUUGAAGAGUUUCUAUUUCCCAGUUACCAGACACCAUGGCUUGGAACGGAUGUAGAAAUUGUUCAUAGCUGAUGGGUCAAGAAGAGGAUUCUUGUUCACCAUGUUGACUCCUGCGCUUGAGGAGUAAGUGAGUUCUUCUCCACUGUGGAUCUUCAUAGAAGCUGUUGAGCCAUGCCCUGCCAGCGUCGCCUACGGGCAACCAGUGACACACCCCGAGAAGACCUCUUCUAUCAAACCUAUUAUUGCUUGAGCCAACAGUACCCUCUGAUUCUUCUUCUCUUGGUUAUCGUGCUGAGCAUCUGUGUGGCUCUCAUUGCUACUACCUUUACCAGUGGUAGGGAUUUCUCCUCCAACUUGGCUUUCCUGAUUACGUUAUUCAUUGCUCUGCUUCUCUUCAGCCUCAUCUUGGUCUUUGUGUGCAUGGAAAACAUCUUCCAGAGAUGUACCCGCCUCUUCUCGGCUGCCAUUUGGACUUGUCUGAUCACAAUUGGUUAUGUAUUCAUCUUUGUUGAUGGAGUGGUUUGCGCUUGGGACCAGGUCUCCUUCUUCCUCUUCAUAAUCUUCAUUGUCUACACCAUGUUGCCUGUUGGCAUGAAAGACGCAGUAGUUGCUGGUAUCGUAGCUUCUCUCUCACACAUCAUAGUUCUGAGUAUCUACCUCUCAAUGGGCAACAGUUCACAUUCACAACUGGCUGUGCAGCAAUUGGCCAAUCUGGUCAUCUUUGUCUGUGGCAACUUGGUGGGUGCCUAUCACAAGCAUUUGAUGGAGGUGGCUCUGGGUGAGACAUUCCAUGAGACCUUCAACCUCAUCCAAUCUCGAGUUAAGCUGGAAUCAGAGAAGCGACACCAGGAACAUUUGCUCCUCUCCAUCCUUCCUGCUUACAUUGCCUUGGAGAUGAAGACUGAGAUCAUUGAGCGGCUCCGGGAUGGAGGCCAGCCCCAACGCCAGCAUGAAAGUGCCAACAAUUUCCACAACCUUUAUGUCAAGAGGCACCAGAAUGUCAGCAUCCUCUAUGCAGAUAUUGUUGGCUUCACACUUUUGGCCAGUGAAUGUUCUCCCAAAGAGCUAGUAUUGAUGCUCAAUGAACUCUUUGGCAAGUUUGAUCAGAUUGCCAAGGAUAAUGACUGCAUGAGGAUCAAGAUCUUAGGAGAUUGCUACUAUUGUGUGUCUGGAUUGCCUGUAUCUUUGCCAAACCAUGCCCAGAACUGCGUCAAGAUGGGACUUGAUAUGUGUCGGUCCAUCAAGAAGCUGCGUGAUGCCACCGGAGUGGACAUCAAUAUGAGAGUUGGAGUCCAUUCGGGAAAUGUCUUGUGUGGGGUGAUUGGUCUCCAAAAGUGGCAAUAUGAUGUCUGGUCUGAUGAUGUGACAUUAGCCAAUCACAUGGAGGCAGGAGGCGUGCCAGGGAGAGUUCACAUCACAGAAGCUACCUUGUCACACCUGGGUGGAAUGUACACUGUGGAGGAAGUUUGCUGUGUACGAGACUCUUACUUGAGGGAGAACCGCAUCAAGACCUUCUUAGUUGUUGAUCCCAGAGUAAGGAGCUUCCAAACAAUUUUAUACAUCAUUUACAAUGUGUUUGACAAGUGCCGUGCCCCCAGGAGUCCAGAUGAAGACUUGGAAGGUGUGGAUGAGAAGUUCUUCCAACUGAUUGAACAGCUGAAUUCCCAGAAGCAAUGGAAGAAAUCUGAAGAUUUCAACUGCAUCACAUUGUACUUCAAGCAGGAAUCUUUGGAGAAGGAGUACCGCCUCUCACCACUGCCAUCUUUUAAUUACUAUACGGCCUGCAGCUUCCUUGUCUUCGUUUCCAACUUUCUCAUCCAGAUCCUUGUCGUUUAUAAAACAAAAGCACUGGGGAUCUCCUAUGGAAUUUCUUUCUUCCUGUUUCUCCUCCUCCUUCUCACCUGCUUUGCUGGUCACCUGGCGAAAUGUUUCCUGAAAGGUCCCAAGAUCUUGUAUUGGAUUCCAUCCAUCUUGGCCAAUGUUUGCACUCAACCAUGGCUACGUGUCUCCUUGGGCAUCAUCACCAUUCUUGUGGUUCUCACAAUGUCAGUGUUGAACUUGUUCUUUAUGCCAGAAACCUCACGCUUUGUGAAACUUGAAAAUUCUACCUUAUCAAGCAUGAAUACUGUACAGGAAUUCUCUUGGUUUAACUCCCUCUUCAGUGUGCCGUAUUAUAUCUACUGCUGUGUCCUAGGAUUCCUCUCAUGUUCCCUCUUCCUCCACAUGAACUUCGAGCUCAAGUUGACCAUGCUGAUACUUUGCCUUGUUGUCUACAAUGUGCUGUUCCUUCACACCCAUUCCUGGCUCUCUGACUGCUAUGUCUCUCAGCUCUACCGUAACCAAACUGCACUCAGACCUGGGGUACUAAAGGAGCCGAAGGUGAUGGGAGCAUUCUCAUUCUUUGUUUUCUUCUUCACCCUCUUGGGUCUGGCUAGACAGAAUGAGUAUUACUGCCGCUUAGAUUUUCUCUGGAAAAAGAAGUUCAAGAAAGAACGCGAAGAGAUUGAAACCAUGGAGAAUCUCAACCGAGUCCUGCUGGAAAAUGUUCUCCCAGCUGAUGUAGCUCAGCAGUUCAUUCGCCAGAACCGGUGCAAUACGGAUCUCUAUCAUCAAUCUUAUGAUUGUGUCUGUGUUCUCUUUGCUUCGAUCCCGGACUUCAAAGAAUUUUAUUCUGAAUCUAAUGUCAACCAUGAAGGACUUGAAUGCCUCCGACUGCUCAACGAGAUCAUUGCUGACUUUGAUGAGCUCCUUCUGAAACCCAAGUUCAGUGGAGUUGAGAAGAUCAAAACCAUUGGCAGCACUUACAUGGCAGCUACUGGCUUAAAUGUGGCAGCUGGUCAGGAUAACCAACAGGACACUGAGCGGACCUACACCCACCUGGGAACCAUGGUGGAGUUUGCCAUGGCUUUGGUAGCCAAGUUGGACAUUAUCAACAAACAUUCGUUCAACACUUUCAAACUCCGUGUGGGUAUAAAUCAUGGACCAGUUGUGGCUGGGGUCAUCGGAGCACAGAAACCCCAAUAUGAUAUUUGGGGAAACACUGUGAAUGUAGCCAGUCGAAUGGAGAGCACAGGAGUUCUGGGAAAAAUACAGGUCACAGAAGAGACAGCUAAAGCUUUGGAGACAUUGGGCUACACUUGCUCCCUUCGUGGAGUUAUCAAGGUCAAGGGCAAAGGUGAACUAAGAACUUACUUUGUCUGCACGGAAACAGCCCGUUCUUCCUCCCAAGCACCAAUGUUGAGCUAAAUCUCAUGGGAUGAAAUUGAGACUCUCGAGGGUUGGAAUUCUUGGUGAAUUCCUCCUGGUACUUGGGAGCAGAGGUGGCUUAUUUUAACAGACCUUUCUGGUUCUGUUGGAAGAGGCACUUUCCAUGAAAAUUGGGAGAGACAGAUCCUAAGGAAGUCCCAUUUUGCCUUGUAUGAGGAAACCUCUAGCUCCAUCACCACAGCGAACCCAUGUUUAAUUCAAGUCAGCAGAAGUGACCCACUAAGAGCAUUUGUGAUCCUCUCAAAAAGACAAGUUGGAACUUUCUCCUGAUCUGAAGAAAGCUGGAAUUCUCCAAUCAACCUGAAGGCAACGGAUCCUCCGUGUUCUACAUGUUUGCUAAUAUGUGGUGCUUGAUGAUGAUUUGUUCACAAUGUUCUUUCAAUCUGGUCUGUACUGCUAUUACCAAUCCACAACCACCAUGUUCAGAAGUCCUUUAAACUCAACCCACUCUCAAACAAAAUUGAGGAUCAGCUUCACAGAGCCUCUAAAGAUUGAGCGCAUGGCAUUGGUGACAUUAUGGGAUGUGCAGAUAUCGCAACAGGCAGGUCACAUUUAGAGUUAAGGAUAAUUUGAGAAUGAAGGCAGUAGAGAAGUUAUUAUUCUACUGGUAUUACUGGGGUAUUUUCUAGUUGCAUAGAGCUGGUUGGAUAUUGACUCAGAUAUAUCUGAUGGAAGUAGAUUGGCAAUUUUUUUUUAGGUCAACUUCCUGCUUGGUGCCCCAGCAACGCUUCCUUCUUUUGUGGUUUGUGUGUUUUGCAAUGCUGGCAUAUGUUUGCCUGGCUAAGCAAUUCAUGUGGUUAAAGGAGCUUAACAACUAAGGGGAUCUCCUUGCUCCCUCCCCCCGCUCUCUCUUUCUUUCUUUCUUUCUUUCUUUCUUUC
Molecule: messenger RNA, 4257 nt
Organism: Notechis scutatus (mainland tiger snake)
Lineage: Eukaryota; Metazoa; Chordata; Lepidosauria; Squamata; Elapidae
Source: RefSeq, a predicted model, not a curated record